AAACAAGCAGCAAAUAACAGACAGGGUGGAGCCCGAGGAGGUCCGAAAGAGUAUACAACAUGGCGGCCAACACACCACACGUGCAAGUUCGGUUUAUCACCAAAUCAGGGUAUACUGUACCGUACACUCCCUUCUCUGUGCCAGUUGAUGUUGGAACAAAGGAGCUCAGUGCGCUCAUUAACAGUAUCCUACAAGGUGUUGCAGAUGGAAGUGGAGAAACAUCUAAUGUGGAUUUUGAUUUUCUUAUUGAUGGAGAAUUUCUACGAAUUACACUCAGCAAGCAUCUCGAAUCCAAAGGCCAGUCUAUGGAAGAGAUCACAGAAAUUGAGUAUGAUGUACGUCACCCAGCACCAAAACCUGAGGAUACUCUGUUACACAAUGACUGGGUCAGCUGUAUCCGUGGUGGUAAAAGUUGGAUACUCUCCGGUUGCUAUGACAACACCAUCCAUAUUUGGAAUGUGACAGGAAAGGAUCUGAUGACAAUCCCUGGUCACACUUCACCAGUCAAGGCAAUAGAGUGGAUCAACAUAGAUGAUGGACCAAUCAGCAGCUUUAUAUCAGGAUCACAUGACCAGACAAUACUGUUGUGGUCCUGGAACAGAGAGAAAAAUGAAGUGGACUGCAUCAACUCUUGUCGAGGACAUGCUGGAAGUGUUGACUGUUUAGCGGUCAACUCGUCUAAAACCAUGUUUUGUAGCGGAUCCUGGGAUCGGAUGUUGAAGUUGUGGUCUGCAGAGCUUACAAGUACUGGAGAUGUGGAUGAUGAUGAAGAUGAGAAUGAAGAAAGGCCUAAAAAGAAAAAGAAAACGGGCAGCAAAUCUCGCCAGACAAGGGUUCCGAUGCUGACAUUGGAAGGCCAUACAGAGGGUAUAUCUGGAAUGGAGUGGCUCGAUGACUCCACUCUGUGUACAGUGUCUUGGGACCACACAAUCAGACUGUGGGACAUGAACGAUGCCAAAGAGAAGUCGUUAUUGCAAAGUUCCAAGGUGUUCCUAGAUAUGUCUUACUCGGAACUGAACCGCCAGGUUGUGACUGCCUCUGCAGACAGGCAUAUAAGAUUGUGGGACCCCAGGGCUUCAGAGGGGUCGAUAGUGAAAUGUACAUAUACCUCGCACAAUGGAUGGGUUUCUAGUGUUUCCUGGUCAAAGGAGAACGGAAAUCAUUUCAUUUCCGGAUCUUACGACAACAUCAUGAAGAUGUGGGAUACCAGAAGCCCAAAAGUCCCGCUGUACAACAUGACUGGACAUGAGGAGAAAAUUCUUUCUGUUGAUUGGUCAAUACCUAGUCUGAUGUUAUCAGGAGGGGCUGAUAAUCAUCUCAAGGUUUAUCAAUACAACGCCACCAGCUGAAAUUUUACAGGAUCAACAAUUGAAUUAUCAUCAUCUGAGGGAAUCAAUGAGGGAUAGUGCAGUUUACCAGUAUAUUUCACACGAGGUGCUUAAUGAAAAAGGGCACAGCCAAUGGACAAUUACAUUCAACAGCUAAAGGAAAAAGGCUAAUAACAAAGUUUCUCAGAAACAUGGAUAGAAAUCGGAGUUUAUACCAACUUAUCAGAAUGUUAUAGCCAUCUUAAUGAUUAUCAUAACACUGUAACAGGCUGUUUACCUAAAUAGAUAUGUAGACCAGGGGCCUGUUCGUUAAUGCAUACAAACCAGUUUGUCAAUUUUCAAUUCCAAUUUAAAACAUUUCAGGCACAAAUCUUGACAGACAUGUACAUAUUACUACAGUCCUUGGAAAGUCUUCGACAAGACUCAUCCAAAAGCAACAUAAAUCAUGAGGUCCAUCAUUACUGGUAUUUCAUAAACUCUAGUCCACUUGUACCGUGAUAAACAGCCGUGAUAUAGCUUAUGUACUGGUAAUAGUGCAAAAUCUUGAAAAAAUAAUGAUAUUUUCAGAGGGCCUUUUUGCAGUCAUUUUCAGACAAAAAAACAUUUGGACAAACCUGUAUACUAAGAAAACUGAUCAUAUUGGGGAUGUUGUCUUAACAUGACUGUAUAGUCAUCUCUAUGAUACGGUAAACAAGCAUAUCGAAAUGAUAGCAGAUGUCUAAAGUUAUACCGGGCAGUAAAUCCAAAUUGUAUGAAUCUCUCGACACUGCAGAAUUAGGUGUGUUUUAGUUGCUGAUGAAAACUUUCUUCUCGCAUAGGCAGAUUCACCAAGACAGCAGGUGUAUGGCAUUCUCUCAAUAAGAGCAAUUCUGAUACACGUAUAAACAAUAUUUGUUAAAGACUACUUGUUACUAUCAUUGAGCUCUUCACAUUUGGUAAUGUGGGCAUAGCGUAUUAUAGAAGUGAUAUACAAUUUUGUACAUCAGUAUUCAUGGAAGAAAAUCAGAUUUUGUGUUCAGAAAGUGUAUACAAUGUAUUUGUUUUAGUUCUGGAGUAUGUAGGGAAGGACUAGUUUUGUCCGCACAAUGUGCGAAAGGGUGAACAUUGGUGUAAGGAGAGUGGGUCAGUGUCUGUAUGAAAUUGCUAAUAAAACUUAUAAAUCAAG
Messenger RNA from Pecten maximus, 2493 nucleotides. Its product is annotated as ribosome biogenesis protein WDR12 homolog. The record is from RefSeq and is a predicted model, not a curated record. Gene Ontology annotation, molecular function: protein binding. The coding region runs from base 60 to 1349 and encodes 429 amino acids. Gene Ontology annotation, biological process: ribosome biogenesis; negative regulation of transcription by RNA polymerase II. The transcript is spliced from 12 exons. Gene Ontology annotation, cellular component: nucleus; transcription repressor complex. NCBI's taxonomy places the organism in Eukaryota, Metazoa, Mollusca, Bivalvia, Pectinida, Pectinidae.